UUUUUAAUUAUCAUCCAUCAAGUAGUGUGUUGUGCACAACACUACACCUUCAUUCAAUGGAGGAGCGAGUCGUGCUGUUCCUGUCUCUGCUGACGCUACGUCAUGUUAGCAGCCACGUAGUCAACCAGAAAUAUGACACUAUUGUUGUCGGUCUCGGUUCUGCGGGAGCCACAGCGGCAUCGACACUGGCUAAGGCCGGCAAGAGAGUGUUGGCGUUAGAGGCCCAGGACAGGGUCGGAGGGAGAGUCCACACGGUGCAGUUCGGAGAUGGAGUGGUGGAACUUGGAGCAGAAUGGAUUCAUGGUAUCGAGAAGAGUCGAGUGUACGGAACAGCCAUCACGAACAAUAUAACUAUACAGUGCCAAGAGUUCGACGUGAGGGUUUACAGAUCUGACGGUGCACUGGGGAACGCGGGAGUCUUCGAUGAUCUGAUAACCUUCUGUCUGGACGCCAUGGAUGAACCGUCCGGGGAGGCUGAGCCGCUGGGAAAAUAUAUAAGCGGGAAAUUAUUACCAUAUAUGGAAAACAAGUAUCCAGAGUUGCGAAAUGACAAGGAUUUUAUGGAGGAGUUCUUGGACAUAGUGAAUAAGGUGGUGGACAGGCACGAGGGUUCCAACGACUGGAACGAUGCCACCUCCAACAGCAACUACGAAUUAUUAGGAGGCAGCCAGGAAAUGAGCUGGCACAGGCAUGGUUACAAGACCUUCUUCGAGUUAUUACUGAACACUUAUAAGAAUGGCCCAGGCUGGUCCACGUUGGACGUCAAAUUGAACAAAGAAGUGAAAUUAAUAAAAUGGCCGCGAGAUUCGUCUGGAGACGUUGAGGUGACCUGCGCUGAUGGAAGUGUCUUCACCGCUGACAAUGUCAUAGUGACGGUGUCACUCGGAGUGUUGAAGGAGAGACAUCAAGCAUUGUUCUCGCCGGCUUUGCCAGAUGACAAGGUAACAGCCAUUGAAAAAAUACCAAUAGGAGUUGUGGGCAAAAUAAUACUGUCAUUUGCCGAACGCUGGUGGCCAGAAAAGGCGGCUUACAUAUUCCAGUGGCUGAAACCUGAUAAAGAGAAAUACGAAAAGUGGCAGGUUGGACUAAAAGACAUUAGCGCUAUCAAAGGAUCCGACAACACUUUGAAGAUUUGGACUAUAGGAGAGGCGACCAAGUUGAUCGAAACGUUACCAGAGGACGUUGUGAAAGCUAAAAGCAUGGAGGUCGUCCGUAUGUUCCUGGGAAAGAACCUGACAAUACCAGAACCGACGGGAGUGCUAAGAACCACGUGGUUCUCUAAUCCGUUCACACGGGGCUGUUACUCCUACGACAAUCUGUUGAUGGCGAAGCACCCGAGCGCUAGGGCUGAUCUUGGGGCUCCUCUGACGGACUCGGAGGGAGUCCUGAGCGUACUAUUCGCCGGGGAGGCCACUGACUUAACUCAUUUCUCAACUGUCCACGGAGCCAGUGACUCAGGAUACAGGGAAGCCACGCGAUUGUUGUCUUAAACACCAGUAAUGAGAAGAAAAAGACCAUUUUAAAAUUUUUAAUUAUUCAAAAUCUCUUAAAUUUCUACAUUAAGUUUAAAAUAAUGAAAUUAUGUUUAUAAUUGCUUUAAAUAAUUUAAAAUAUA
Danaus plexippus (monarch butterfly) is the source of this 1615-nucleotide messenger RNA. RefSeq names its product spermine oxidase-like. The transcript is spliced from 8 exons. NCBI's taxonomy places the organism in Eukaryota, Metazoa, Arthropoda, Insecta, Lepidoptera, Nymphalidae. The coding region runs from base 57 to 1490 and encodes 477 amino acids. The record is from RefSeq and is a predicted model, not a curated record. Gene Ontology annotation, molecular function: polyamine oxidase activity.